AUGGAGGCAGGUCCUAUGGAGAUAGAUGAGAUUGCUGAUAUUGCCAAUCAAACCUUCACUUUGUAUAAGCUUGGCCCCAUCUUUGAAUUUCACAAAUCAAGCAUGGCAGCCAAAGAAAAGACGUUUGCUUUACAACUAUGCCACAAUUUAAAGCUGCACGAUGGACGAAAGACACGAAGAAGCACAAAAAGGAACAAGUCCAAAGAUGAUUUUGAUGGUGAUUUACGUAAAUUGGAUAUUGACAUCAUUCAUCUGCAAGAUAUCAAAUCCUACGAUCCAGAAGUCAAGCCACUACGAUUUACCUUUGAGAUUCUGCAAUACGGUGACGAUAAACUAUCUCAGUACUCAUUCUACAUGCUGCCAUCACCUCAGGUUCCCAAAAACGAGAAGCGUCCAGGCGUAUUAGUGUAUUAUCCAUUGUUGCUGAUCAAAGCACCACAACGUCUACGACAGGAAAUCAUCACCUGGUUUGAAAAAAGAUAUGUAGCAGCAUGUACACCUUUGUUUAUGUAUCCAGCGACCAUGGUAGAUGCAGUGCAUGUUUGGAUCGACUCGAUAUUGGAUAUAGAGGAGAACCUAAAAGCCCACAUACAUGUGCCUGAGCAGAUGUUGAGACCACCCUUGGUAUUGGAAUAUCAGACAGGAGAUGAAGACAUGUCGAAUGUUAAAUUGCGUAUUUCACGGACACAAGCUCUUGCUAUUUGCAAUCGUAUACCCAACCGUAAACAAUUUAUGCGUGCUUUUGAAAAGCAUGUUGAGAAGACGACACAUGUCAGGCUGGACACAUUGACACUGAACCGAGUGACAAGCUCAAUUGCAACUGUACGUAAAAAUGGAUAUGUAAAGAUCAGUCCUCAUUCAUACAAGGCUUUUGCUGUGCGCUUACUUCAAGUGUGGAUCGAUUUAGCUGUAGAAAAACUGUACAAAAAUGUCUAA
Mucor velutinosus is the source of this 936-nucleotide messenger RNA. RefSeq names its product bifunctional 4-alpha-glucanotransferase/amylo-alpha-1,6-glucosidase (gene GDB1). Lineage: Eukaryota; Fungi; Mucoromycota; Mucoromycetes; Mucorales; Mucoraceae. Bases 1 to 936 code for a protein of 311 amino acids. The transcript is spliced from 3 exons. The record is from RefSeq and is a predicted model, not a curated record.